CGCCAACUGCAUAGCUUGGGAUUCGUUCAUGGAGACCUCUACAAGUACAAUAUGGUGCUACAGGGUAACGAUGUGAAAUUCAUCAAUUUUGAAGCUUCAGAAGUUCGAGAUGAUUGCGAGAAGAAAAAUUCGAGAGAUCGGUGUUGUUGGAACUGGCUACUUUGGGCAAGAAGCUAG
This is a messenger RNA of Eremomyces bilateralis CBS 781.70, 177 nucleotides long. RefSeq lists its product as uncharacterized. The annotation marks the transcript as partial. NCBI's taxonomy places the organism in Eukaryota, Fungi, Ascomycota, Dothideomycetes, Eremomycetales, Eremomycetaceae. The transcript has a single exon. The record is from RefSeq and is a predicted model, not a curated record.